AUGAUUGGCAGUGUCUUCUUUAUCUUCAACCGUCUGGUUGAGAUCGUCUUCCUGAUCCCGAUCAUUGGCAUGCUGGCCUACUUCGUCAAUGGCUAUCUCAAAGCAAACGAGUUGACUCCAGCCUACAUCCUGGUCCUCUUCAUCGUCAGCACAAUCGCCAUCUUCUGGGCCCUCGACACCCUCAUCCGCUUCUCAACAACCAAGCGAUCCGCAAUCUUCGUCGCCUUCAUCGACCUCUGCUUCUUCGGCGCCUUCGUCGCAGCCGUCUACCAACUCCGCUUCAUCGCCGACGCCGACUGCGCCAGCUGGCAUGGCGGCUCCGUCUGGGUCUCCCUAGGCCCCUUCGGCUCCUAUGGCGAGCGCACCAACAACCCCCUCUCGCUGGAUGUCAAUAAAACAUGCGCAAUGCUGAAGGCCUCCUUUGCCCUCGGUAUCAUGGAGACGAUAUUUUUCUUCUGGACUGCGCUUCUUGCGCUGUUCUUGCACCACUCGCGUGACCGGGUCGUUGUUAAGGAGACCACGGUCCGCAGACGCAGCCACUCGAGUCGUCGAGGCCAUGGCUCCGGCUCGCACCACUCGCGUCAUCGCAGUUCGAGCCGUAACAGACCUGCGAGCUAUGUGUGA
Molecule: messenger RNA, 624 nt
Organism: Penicillium soppii
Lineage: Eukaryota; Fungi; Ascomycota; Eurotiomycetes; Eurotiales; Aspergillaceae
Exons: 2
Coding region: 1-624 (207 amino acids)
Source: RefSeq, a predicted model, not a curated record